AUUUUUAUGGUCUUCAUGGAGAUUUUAACUUUAUUGGUCAAUGUAAAUAUAAAUCAAAAAAGAAUGAUUUUAUAAAUCCUUCGGAUAUUAGAGAUUUUAUUGGAACUGUAUCUGAUCAACCAGUAGGAAUUGUAGAAAAUUUAGAAACUACAUUAUUACAAAUUUCUAUUGAUUUAAAAAAAAUUAAAGAUGUAAAAAUUAAAAAUGAAUAUCAUGAAGACAUGAAUAUUGUUGAAAAUAUAGAAAUAUCGGUUAAUAAUCAACAAUAUAAUUUUUUUAAUAUUUUUUCUGUUACAGGUCAAGGAAAUGCUAAUAUUAAAAUAG
Molecule: messenger RNA, 324 nt
Organism: Funneliformis caledonium
Lineage: Eukaryota; Fungi; Glomeromycota; Glomeromycetes; Glomerales; Glomeraceae
Source: the annotation of a GenBank genome assembly